GAGUAAUGUGUCACUGCUCCACAAAAUCUUUUUCUCCAACAAACCACCCGCCCCCGUACCCCCCCCCCCCCCCCCCCCCCCCCCCUCUCUCUCUCUCUCUCUCCUCGGCAGCAGCCACCUUGUGAGACUGACAACAGUGACUACUCUCCAAAAAAUCAAAUUCAGGGUUCUGCCGUUGAUUCUCUUUUCGAAAGAAGCUUUGUUUUACUUUCCGUAUCUCACCCAAAAGAUUUCCCUCACCCACUGGUUUUAUAACCUAGUUCCUGAUUCUAACGGAUCAUAAUCCUAAAGCCAAAUCCCCACCUUUCCAACUUAAUUCCUAUAUUUUCCACCUAUAUAACACUUCGAUUUCUUCUCUAUAAGUAGCGCAUCUGUUUUGUUACUGCUCCGUUUCUGCGCUUACUCCGUCGAAAAAUGAGCUCUGCGGUGGCCUAUGGGUCCGUAUAUGUCAACCAAAGAUGCUUUCGGGAGGACAGGGCGAAAAGUUCAAAGGCUAGGAAGGUGUGCGUUUGUAAGUCAGUGGCCUUUACACCGCAGAGCUUGCAGUUUGAAAAGACCAAAGUGCAGAUGCCUGAAAAGAGUGUUCGAAUUGGCGUCCUUGGAGCUAGCGGUUACACUGGUUCAGAGAUUGUUCGGCUUCUUGCAAACCAUCCUUACUUUGGUAUUACUGUCAUGACUGCUGAUAGAAAAGCCGGCCAAUCGAUUGGAUCUGUAUUCCCUCAUUUGGCAACACAACAUUUGCCGAAUAUGAUAGCUGUUAAUGAUGCAGACUUUUCGAAUGUGGAUGCGGUGUUUUGUUGUUUGCCACAUGGAACCACACAGGAAAUCAUCAAAGCUCUUCCUAAAGGAUUAAAGAUUGUUGAUCUAUCUGCUGACUUUCGGCUGCGAGAUAUUGACGAUUAUGAAAAAUGGUAUGGACAACCUCACAGAGCACCAGAGUUGCAGAGAGAAGCUGUGUAUGGUUUAACAGAGAUUUAUAGAACCGAUAUCAAAGAUGCUCGUCUUGUUGCAAAUCCUGGUUGUUAUCCAACUUCUAUUCAGCUUCCUCUUGUUCCCUUGAUAAAGGCUAACCUCAUUAGAAGUGAAAACAUUAUUAUUGAUGCAAAAUCGGGUGUUAGUGGAGCAGGGCGUGGCGCCAAGGAGGCAAAUUUAUACACUGAAAUAGCUGAAGGGAUUCAUUCUUAUGGUAUUACCGGCCAUCGUCAUGUGCCAGAAAUCGAACAAGGAUUAGCUGAGGCUGCGAAUUCGAAAGUGACUGUCAGUUUCACGCCUCACUUAAUGCCAAUGAGUCGUGGUAUGCAAUCAAGUAUUUACGUGGAAUUAGCUCAAGGAGCAUCAGUUGAGGAUUUGCGCCAACAUUUGAAAGUCUUUUAUGAGAAUGAAGAAUUUGUAGUUUUGGGAAAGGAAAAAGAAGUUCCUCACACUCGUCAUGUUCGCGGAUCCAAUUACUGCAUUAUGAAUGUCUUUCCCGACCGAAUUACUGGAAGAGCAAUAAUACUUUCUGUCAUCGAUAAUCUCGUGAAGGGAGCUUCUGGUCAAGCUUUACAGAAUCUUAACUUGAUGAUGGGAAUUCCAGAGAAUACAGGGCUUACCUACUUGCCUUUGUUUCCUUAGUACCUUUCUGUUUAUGACCAAUAACCAUGUAAGUCUUCACAUUUCAAAAGCCUCACUUUAGAAUUUAACGUUAGGUGUAGAUGCUCUUUUGCUUUCUGAUUAUGGUCUCGUAGUCAUAGGCCAGAAAGCCACCGGGUUUCUUGGACACCUUUCACCCAAGAUUUUUUAGUGAUGCAUAUGUUUGGCAACUUCUAUCAUAAUACCAACAAAAUAUAGCUACAAUAAACGUUCUCUGUGAAAAAAAUUUAGGGUUUGGAAGAACAGAAAGAAAGAAGGGAGAGAAAAGAAAAGAGAAGAAAAAUUAGGACUCUACACCUCAAAUAAAGAAAGAAAUGUUAAAGAUAAAUACGAGAAUGCCCUGUGUAACUGAUACACAGAAUUAAGGAAAACAAUAACAGAAACACGACAAUGUAAAAUUUUCAGUGAUUUGGGCCCUGGAUUUAGCAUGCAUUCGAUGGAUUCUUGAACCCUGGUUUGAUGAGUAAGCUAUGCUUUGCUUAUAAUUCAUUAUGAUUUUUUUUUUAUGCAUGAUGCCAUAUUUCCAUGAACUGAAACAAAAAAAACGCAAUUUUGACUUCUUGGAAUAUUAGAGGGAAAAUCCCAGCCUCUUACUCUCUACUGAAAGACCAUACAGGCAGGGUGGACCCACAUAAACAUGUGGCAGUUGGUAUGUAGAUGGAUAUUAUUAGAUUGUGGGGUUAGAUGGAUUAUCUGGGGUUCACUGCUCCUGUUUGGCAUCUUAGUAUAUUGGAUGGUGGUACCAUGUCUUUUUGUUAUCAUCUUUGGCAGAUACUUUAAUCCAAUGUUUUUUUUUUUUUUGGAUCGGCUACUUUAAUCCAAUGUUAGAUGUAUGUAGAUGACUGAUAUGUAGUUUUAGGCUGAUGCUUGUCUUUUUUUUGCAGGCAAAGGUUAGGCGGGGUUUCUGCUUUCAAAAUAAGAGCCUCUGCAUUCAAUACUCGUUCAGAGCUGUUAAUCACGAAAGUACGUAUGCUAUCCGAUGGAAAACAAGAAUGGUGGAGUCCAGAGAUCGUCAUUACCCUGGCUUGAGCUCUUAUCUACAACACUUUCUGUUCUUUGUUUUUGGAGUAUUGUGAUCUUCUCCAGUAAGAAUAUGAAGAUAAUUUAUGUAUUAGUGAAGAAAUAAUCCAAAUAAUGGUUCAAAUGCUCGGCCCGCCCCAAAAUCCAGGGUUCUGAAUGAGGACUUCGUAUCUCGAUGAAGUUCUGGAUUUGAAACAUUUGCAUUUCCAUGUCAAUGUGCAUUUCAUAGUGUUGUGCCAAAAA
Molecule: messenger RNA, 2895 nt
Organism: Rhododendron vialii
Lineage: Eukaryota; Viridiplantae; Streptophyta; Magnoliopsida; Ericales; Ericaceae
Product: probable N-acetyl-gamma-glutamyl-phosphate reductase, chloroplastic
Exons: 13
Coding region: 415-1614 (399 amino acids)
Biological process (GO): L-arginine biosynthetic process
Molecular function (GO): NADP+ binding; NAD binding; N-acetyl-gamma-glutamyl-phosphate reductase (NADP+) activity
Source: RefSeq, a predicted model, not a curated record